Hyaloperonospora brassicae is the source of this 717-nucleotide messenger RNA. The record is from the annotation of a GenBank genome assembly. Lineage: Eukaryota; Oomycota; Peronosporomycetes; Peronosporales; Peronosporaceae.
AUGACCGAAGCGCAGCAGAGACCGUCGCGGCCGAACGUGCUCGAGCUCAAGUUGCAGCUGUUCCACCGCCUGCAGCGUCGCCACCGCAGUGCUUGGAAACAGUACUGGCGGUCGUUCCAGCGCUACCUCGUGGCGAAGCUCUCACUGGACGAGUUCCACGCAGUGGCUGAGGAGCUCUUGGGACCUGAUAAACACCUACACAACAAGUUUGUACUGGCGCUCCUGAGCACGGCGUAUCAGGAGGCAGGCGACGUCGAGCUAUCGAGGACUGCGCAGCUGCCGUUAGCAUUGGGCACGCGAAAGAGCGAUGGAUGCAUUGGAGAAGCAGCAGCAAAGCUGUCCAAUGUGGCUGACGAAGGCGCUGAUUCGACCAGGAGGGACGGAUCAGUGCUACCAGUGCAGACGACGAAGGACGGAGGCGGUCGACACGACUGUGGGCAGCAAAAUCGAGCGGCAUCGCUCGGACGUAAAAGAUCAUACAGAAGUAUGGACGCUGGCCGUGGAAGCGCGGAGGAAGCCGCGCGUACGAAACUUGUGCACUUGGAUCGGGAUAGCGUGCACGGACACGACAGCUCAGACCGCCAGUCAGCACAACUACUGAUGGGACUUGGUAAGUGCGCCACGACGAUCAGCCCAUCGUCCAUCGGUCCCGAUCCUUCUACCAUCAGCAACGCAGGACACAGUACCUGCGUAUCGUCAGGAGUCAGGCCGCAAUAG